AUGGAUGACUUGCACUUUGCGAGACAGUAUUCACGGCCGGGAUCACCUACUACGCCCCCAUCACUCCUCGACUGGCUGCAGCAGCCGUCCGUCAUCAUCUGCCUUGCCGUCAUUGCCCUGACGGCCUUCUACCAGUCGCUUCACUCCUCACCCUUCGCAGACCACCGCCACCCCGGCGAGCUGCUCUGGGAUUGCAUAAUCGCCAUCACGCCCGCCUCAGUGCUGUAUACCAUCGACGACUGGCUUCACCCGCCCAUGUUUCCUGCGCCCAAGUCUCUCCGACCCCGAACAUACGUUGCGAAGAGCGAGCUCUUGAGAAAGGUACUGGGCAUGGACCAGCCAGGGGGUGGCCUCAUAGGCUCGGUCGCGAGCGCAGGCAGGAAGAGCCUGUCCACACUCUCCGGCAGCACCCUUCUCAAGCGCGACUGUAGCCAGCCCGCCGGCUUGGGGAACAUCGACUACUCCUGCUUUCAGAACAGCAUCCUACAGGGCCUGACGUCCCUCAGGCCGCUACCGACCUACCUGGAUAGCGCCAUCACGCCCAGCCCACAGAGCCAGCAGGAUUCGCCGGAAGAAAGCUCGGCCAGCUCUCUGCAACAACUGAUUGCCCAGCUGCGGGACCGUGAAAACAACGGAAAGACCCUGUGGACACCGCGCAAGCUCAAGUCACUUCACACCUGGGAACAGCAAGAUGCCCAGGAGUAUUUCUCCAAGCUGUUGGACGAGGUGGAGAAGGAGGUCGCCAAAGCCUCCAAGGAGCAGUACAAGCCGCCCGGCGUUGAGUCUGCCUUGACUCGCGACGACACAGAGAGCGAACAUAGCGAUGACAGCGGCUAUCAGUCUCUGCCAGCCUCUUCCAAGGCGGUCUCGGAGGCCAAGGUGGCUCGAAACCCGCUGGAGGGCAUGGCAGCGCAGCGAGUUGCCUGCGUGCAAUGUGGCUUUUCAGAGGGACUGUCUCUGAUCCCGUUCAAUUGCCUGACCCUGCACCUCGGCGUGGGGACGAUGCAGCAUGAUCUUUACGAACUGCUUGAUUCAUACACCCAGCUCGAGUCUAUCGAGGGCGUUGAGUGUGCCAAGUGCACGCUGCUCAAGGCGCAACGCCUGCUCAAGAUGCUGCUCGAUCGUGCCCAAGAUAAGCCCGACGAGCUGUUGCAAGAGCCCAGGGCCAGGCUGGAGGCAGUCGAGCUCGCUCUCGAGGAGGAUGAUUUUGAGGAAAAGACGUUGAGAGACAAGUGCAAGAUAUCAGGGCAACAUCGAUCCAGCUCGACAAAGACCAAACAGGUGGCCAUAGCAAGGCCGCCUCGCAGCCUGGCCAUCCACAUGAACCGAUCCGUCUUUGACGAGAAUACGGGAAACAUGUGGAAGAACUUUGCUGCCGUCCGAUUUCCCAGCACCCUCGACCUUGGCCCGUGGUGUCUGGGCAGCGCCAACCAGACAGCGCUAUCGCGUGAUCGAACACUCAGCAUCGACCAAGAAAGAAAACUUGACGAGGACGAGGAGUCGUGGGUGUCAGACCCCAAGGCGUCGAUGAUCUCGGGCGACAAAAACCCGUCCAAGAUCAGCGGACCCAUAUACGAACUACGUGCGGUCGUGACCCAUCAGGGCCAGCAUGAGAACGGGCACUACGUCUGUUACCGAAAACACCCCGGUCUAUCUCCAGACGAGAAGGAGACCACGACAAAUAAUGAUAAUGAAAACCAAUUGACAGACGAACAAAAAACCUUGGCCGAAACCACCACGGAUGACGAGAAUGUUGAACAGUGGUGGCGACUGAGUGAUGAAAGUGUAUGGAACGUGACUGAGGAAAACGUGCUGGCGCAAGGCGGCGUAUUCAUGCUGUUCUACGACUGCGUAGACCCCCACUCCGUUCUGGCAUCCGAGCAAACUCGACAAGGCUCCCCAGUCAUAGGCAAGGAUGAGAACGAUUUUGGCAUUGGCGAGGUCUCUCGUGCGCCAGUCCCCUCAGCAGAGCAGCCGCAAGAGCCAGGCUUGCCCAGGAAGGAUGAAGACCAUCAUAUGGAGGUCCGAGAGGUCGGAGAUGUCCCCAUGCAACAGCCAGUUUCACAUGGGCUGGCAACACAGAUAAAGCCAACUACUGUUGCUACCGACCUCCAGCGACGGGACGCGUUUGUGUCUUCCUUGCUGACCAGGCCAAAUUCAUCGAAUGCCCCUCUGUCUUUGGUUGCAAAAGAAGGCCCGCCCGUGCCAUCUUCUGCGCCUGUUUUGACGCCUGCAGCGGCUGCUUCAGACUCAUUUGUAUCCUCGCUGCUUGGGCGACCAAAUGCAUGA
This is a messenger RNA of Neoarthrinium moseri, 2289 nucleotides long. RefSeq lists its product as uncharacterized. The coding region runs from base 1 to 2289 and encodes 762 amino acids. Gene Ontology annotation, cellular component: cytosol; nucleus. NCBI's taxonomy places the organism in Eukaryota, Fungi, Ascomycota, Sordariomycetes, Amphisphaeriales, Apiosporaceae. Gene Ontology annotation, biological process: protein deubiquitination. Gene Ontology annotation, molecular function: cysteine-type deubiquitinase activity; cysteine-type endopeptidase activity. The record is from RefSeq and is a predicted model, not a curated record. The transcript has a single exon.